AAUCAACACACUCAAGGGCACUCGCUUGGCUAGUGACCCAAUCUGCAGCGCUAUCAGCUUCUCACAUGUGGAAGGAACACAAUGGGAAAGACCACAUUCAUUACAAUAGUUCGGUGUGGUCUGCAUAAUAUCGGGAUUAUGUGCUACCUUACUCACCGCGUGCCUGUCAAAUGCCAUGGGCUCUGCCACUCUUUCCUGCGAGUCACGGGGUCGGUAGCUACCCAUACCAGAAACGGGUGUCUUCUGCCAGCUAUUCUCGCUCAACACUCGCAACCCCUACUAAGCCGAGGAAUCACUUCCCGUAUCGGGAAAGACCGCAUCUUUACCUGCCUCAAGCGCAACUAUCAUUCGCGAAAUGGGGUGUACGGUUACCGACCCCGAGCAAAGGAAGACUUCAGGGUUCCUCCUAGUGUUCAAGAAAUACGCAUCAAGCAGAACCAGUUUUAUAAUUUUGUGAUGGCCUAUAGGCAACAUGGGCAUAAGAUGGCUAGUGUUAAUCCACUUGUGAUUGAUAGAAUUACUGUGCCUGAUUUGGAUCCCAGUUUAUUUGGUCUACAGAUAAAUGACCAAUUUCAAUUCUCAGGAAUAUUAUUCUCACCAAAACAACAAGGGACUGUUUUGGAAGCCAUACAACAUUUGAAUAAUUCAUAUACUUCCCAUUUAAGUGCUGAAUUUCUGCAUCUUGAGGAAAAUGAAGAAAAGGAAUGGUUUGCUAAGGCCAUAGAAGAAAUUGCAUACACAGACCUAGACAAUACUACACGCAAAGGUCUUGCCACUGAUUUAUUAAAAUCCCAAGCUUUUGAUAACUUUCUAGCUACAAAAUUUGUAACUGUGAAACGAUACGGUGCAGAAGGAGCUGAAAGUAUGAUGGGGUUUUACUCUGAAUUAUUCAAAUUAUGUGCUGAAGAUGGCCUGGAACAAAUAAUAUUAUGUAUGCCUCACAGAGGAAGACUGAACUUCCUCACAGGUCUACUUCACUUUCCUCCUGCAAUGAUUUUUAGAAAAUUGAAAGGUCUUUCAGAAUUCCCUUCAGAUGCAAAAGCAACUGCAAACUCUGUUGAUCUUCAUAUUGAUGGAAAAAUUAUUCAUGUAACACUUUUGUACAAUCCAUCUCAUCUUGAGGCAGUAAACCCUGUUUCAAUGGGAAAAGCUCGUGCUAGACAACAAUCUCUGGGUGACGGAGCUUAUUCAGACACAGCCAAUUGGAGUGACAAAGUUCUCAACUUUCAGGUCCAUGGUGAUGCAGCUUUUGCAGGGCAAGGUGUGAACCAAGAAAUGCUGAAUAUGACUUCUGUGCCACACUUCGAAGUUGGAGGGUCAGUUCAUCUCAUUGUAAAUAAUCAAUUAGGCUUCACGACUCCUGGAGAAAGAGGGCGAUCAACAACAUACUGUUCUGAUCUUGCUAAAAUGAUAUCAGCCCCAGUCCUACAUGUCAAUGGUGACUACCCUGAGAUGGUUGUUAAGGCUGCAAGACUUGCAGUUGCAUAUCAGAGAAAAUUUCGGAAGGAUGUGUUUGUGGAUUUAAUGUGCUUCAGAAGGUGGGGGCACAAUGAAUUAGAUGAUCCUACAUUUACCAAUCCAGCUGUGUACAGAAUAAUAACAUCAAGAAGAUCUGUUCCUGACAUGUACGUGAACUCACUGGUAGAAGAAGGAGUAAUGACCCAAGAUGAAGCAUCAUCCAUAACUAAUGAGUGUUCUUCAUGGUUAAACAGUAUUUUGAAAAAUUUAGAUACGUUUGAAGUUCAGAAAUUCUUCUUCAAACGGCAGUGGGCCAAUAUAAACCAAGCUCCUGCAGCGUUGACCACAUGGGACACAGGAGUUGACAUCAAUAUUUUAAAAUAUGUAGGAACCAAAUCAGUAUCUUACCCAGAAACAUUUAGUAUUCACAGCCAUUUGUUAAAAACGCAUGUUAAUGCACGAAUGACCAAAAUCAGUAAUGACCAGAACAUUGACUGGGCUACAGCUGAAGCUCUGGCAGUUGGAUCACUGCUCUACCAAGGCCACUAUGUUCGCUUGAGUGGUCAAGAUGUUGGGAGAGGUACAUUUUCUCAUAGACACUUUAUGAUCAUAGACCAAGUUACAAACGACAUGUUCAUUCCACUGAACAAUCUCAUCAACGAUCAAAAAGGAUUUUUAGAAAUAGCAAAUAGCACCUUAUCAGAAGAAGCUGUACUAGCCUUUGAAUAUGGAAUGAGCAUUGAAAGCCCACAGAAGUUGAUAAUUUGGGAAGCACAGUUUGGAGAUUUUUUUAAUGGAGCUCAAAUUCAAAUUGAUACAUUUGUCACGGGUGGUGAAACUAAAUGGAUGGUUUGCAGUGGUCUUGUGAUUCUACUACCACAUGGAUACGAUGGAGCUGGCCCUGAACAUAGUUCAAGUCGUAUAGAACGUUUCUUACAAAUGACAGAUUCAAAGGAAAAUUUUCCUGACGGAGAUGAUGUCAAUAUGCACAUAGCCAAUCCCACCACUCCAGCCCAGUACUUCCACUUGUUGCGCCGACAGAUGGUACGAGAUUACAGGAAACCUUUGGUAGUGAUUUCCCCCAAAAUACUAUUACGUUAUCCGGAUGCAACCUCUUCACUCAAUGAAAUGAUUGAAGGAACAUCAUUUUUGCCUGUCCUUGGAGACAACUCACAAGCCGACCACAUCAAAAAAAUUAUAUUAGUCAGUGGAAAGCACUUCUAUGCUCUUGAUAAAUACCGAAAAGAAUCAGGAAUACAAGAUACAGCAAUUAUACGACUAGAAGGUCUCGUUCCCUUCCCAACACCAUUUCUCCAGGAAGUACUAUCAAAGUACAAACAUGCAAAAUAUUUUGUAUGGAGCCAGGAAGAACCUCAAAACAUGGGAGCAUGGAGUUAUGUAAAACCAAGAUUUGAGAAUCUACUAGGAAGAAAGUUAAAAUACUCUGGACGCCCACCACUGGCUACUCCUGCUGUAGGAAUAGGGGAAAUUCACCAAAAAGAAGCACAAGAUGUUGCCUCAUUGCUUCAGCUAAUGGGCUUCCGAUUGGCAGGACUUUUACCAGCUUUAAUAUUACCUUUGGGGCUUACAAUGGUUCUCUUUCUGGGCCCUCUUAGCAUGCAAGGCCUUAGCGGCCUCUGGAAAUUGUAUGCUGAACCGAUGUACUGGGUGUCAAAUGCAAAAAGUUUAAUUUGGCUGCGUAAUCAUGUGGUGGCUCCUUUGUCUGAAGAACUAACUUUCAGAGCGUGCAUGCUCCCUCUGCUGCUUCAGUGCUUCCGGCCUUUGACAGCGGUGUUCAUCUGUCCUUUAUUUUUUGGCGUAGGCUUCCAGUUUUCCUACACUACCAUGUUUGGUGCUUACUCCGCAUUCCUGUUUGCUAAAACAGGUCAUUUUGUGGCUCCUUUUGCUGCUCAUGCAUUUUGCAAUCACAUGGGGUUUCCGGAUUUUGGUGAACUUCUCACUUAUCAGAAGCCUCAAAGAAUUCUCCUGAUGUCUCUCUUUGUUGUUGGUUUGUUAAGCUGGUGUUUGCUCCUGACACCUCUUACUACUCCCAGUAUAUACAGCAAUCAGCUCUUCUGGAGAUACCACUGAUUGCCAUUGAUUUGUAUCAGAGGAUGGAUUUGUUCACAGAAAUUGGUAACAAAAGAGCCUUCAAAAGCCAUCACUGUCAACGUCAAGAUUUCCAAUGCUUUAUGUGCAACGUGAGCAAAGGAGAAGUGGUGGUUUUUAACAUCUUGACAAUAACGUAUCCCUUAUUUGUCCUAUUUAAAGUUAAUUUAUUAUUCCUUUGCUAUAACUUGUAAUUAAUGAAUUUCUAUCCUCCAUAGUACUACAAAUAAUAUACUGAAACAAAGACAUGGUAUUACCGAUAGAAAUUGUUUGUAGAUUUCUUUUCUUUUUGUAGUCUUCCAUGACUUUAUUAUUAUUUUGUUUUGACCAGUAAUGUCCUUUGUCUAGCUUGAGCUUCAUUAUUAUUUUACUUUUCAGUUUCAGAGCCUGUGUGUCUACAAUAACAUUUGCCUAGUGAGAUUGAACAUUAAUUUAUUUUUUGUCAUUAGAAAAAGAAAUAAUAGAUUUCAGUAUUUGAACAAUGAGCAACUACUCUUUGAAUCAAUAAUUUUAAAAUUAUUACCAAAGAUUAGUCAAAUCAUGUAUGAAGAUUGCUUAUUGUAAUGUACUUUUGUAUUAUGUAAGAAUUGUUUCCAUUUAAAUUUGUUUUUUAAAAUUUUAAAAAAUUGUUCUGAGAGGUUUAUUGCUACAGAACUAAUAAGCACAAAUUUGAUUGCACAUUAUAUAUAUAUAUGAGCUUGUGAGACUAAUUUUAUUAUCUUAUGGUAACAUAUCUCGACAUAGAAUUUUUAAAACCUUAUCAAAGUAUUAACAUGUUAUCUUUGUUGUUGCAUCUAUUGUAGUUGAGAUUUAUGUACAAUUAACUGUUUUCAUAUUACUAGCAACAAAAUAAUAUUGAAAAAAAGAUGGCACUAAUUAUAUUUUAUAUAAGUUUCCCCAUCUUAAAAAACCUGUGGAACUUUGUUGAAAAUAACAUCAUUAUUGUAGGCAAGAUUAUGCUGGUGCUUCCAAGAUCCUUUAGUGUAAUCUAGGCCAGAGAAGUGGAAGUAAAAGUGCUGUAUUGUCCGAGAUGAAACUGGAAAAUAAAGUUAUAACUAAUGAUAUUUAAAUUUGACUUAAGGAAGUAACUAAACGAAAUUUCAGUGAACAAAUUGCUCAGUUGAUUAAGGCUUCAGGACAUUUAGAGUAGUUACAAAAAUUGCAUUUAAAUCCAAUGUAUGUUUGCAAAAAAUAUUUGUAACACCUCUUAAGGAAAUUCUCACUAAUAAAAUUUAUAAUGGAACUGUAUUUUUGUUGAGCAAUGAUUUGUGUUCUAAUUAUUUUGAUUAGUUUAAAUUGAUUUCAUCCUUAUAAAUGCAUAAAUCAGAAGUAGAAGUUUGAGUAUCAUAGCUUAUGAGAAAAAUGAUGACAUGCACUUUAACAUUAUUAGGUCGCAUUGACCUACAUCAUGUUAAAUUGUAUUAUGUAUUUUGCUUACUCAUUGAAAUUUUUCUAAUGAAAACAGACUAAAGUGUAUAUGACUUCUAGGGCUGCUAGAAUUACACUUGAAUAUGAAUUGCUGGCCUUUUUUCUGUUUCAAGAAAAUAAGAUGGUAGUGGAUACCAUUUUUGCUUCAAUGUCAAUGAUUUCUUAUUGUUCACAUUACUGACAAUUGUUUUUAAUUCAUGUCAAGCAAAGUUCCACAGAUUGUUGCACCAUUAUACUUCCUUGUAAACUUGCAGGGAAUUUUAUUAAAUCAGUGCCUAUUCUGAUCCAAGGAAUCAUUAAUAUCUCAGGAUUUUGUGAAUAACCCUGCCUUGUUGGCCUUCUUCAGAAGUAUCAUAAUAGGGGACAAAAGUACUCCAAUGAUUUUAAAUAUAAAUAAGCAAAUGAAGUUUGAUGUUUAUAAUAAAUAGGGAGAAUGUUUUAUUACUUUAUAUGUGAUGUUUUUAAGAAUAAUUCUAGCUUUACAGUGUUGUGACUGAAAUUAUCAAAUCACAUUAUGUGAUAGCAUGCUGUUCAAUUGAAAGUUACUGUGUAGAUGUAUUUAAUUUUUUGAUGGAGAUUGUCUACUUGUUAAUGCAUGUGUACAGAAAUUACUCAUGUGUGCACAAGAAUGCUCACACCAUUUCAGGUUUCCAGAUGAAGUGCUACUCAAAAAUAAAAAUAAGAAAACUAGUCAAACACGUACAAAUUAAAAGUAUGUAAAUUGCUCAAGUAAAAUUGCAUGCCAUAAGCAUAAAUUAUGUAGAACUACACUGAAAGUAUAUUUUAAAUACUUUGUACAUAUGAAAUAGUGGUUAAAAUCAAUUUCAUUUCAUUGAUGCCAUUGCAUGGACAUUUGCAAAUCAUUUUUUUAUUGAUCCUGUACUUUUAUAUACUUUUGUAGAUUCCAUGUAAUUGCCAUUAUGUCUUUAUAAUCUUUGUGAGAGUGUAUGUAUGUAUGUAGGUAUGAGUGCAUGCUUGAGAACAUUGCACACAUGACCAUAAUGAUCACAUGCAAUAAAACAUCUGGACUGUAAUUAGUAUUAAUUUUCAUGAUUUUAAAUUAAAACUCUUACAAAGGAUAAA
Molecule: messenger RNA, 6078 nt
Organism: Gryllus bimaculatus (two-spotted cricket)
Lineage: Eukaryota; Metazoa; Arthropoda; Insecta; Orthoptera; Gryllidae
Source: the annotation of a GenBank genome assembly